UAGUGACAAGGUUUUACUUCACCCACUGGAGAAAGAAAUGAAGAGUUGGUAACUGCAGUUGUGGUUGUUGUGCAUUCUAUAAAUCGCAUUAAACAGAGAAAUACAACUAGACCAUCAAACAUUGCUAGUUUUCCCAUUUGCAAACCAAAAAUAGAACAAAAUGAGGAGAAGACUGAGAUCCAUAACUACAACUAGUACUACUGCAAUUAGUAGUAGUAACAAAGCAUCAUUCGUCAUGGUCUUAAUGGGUGAUUUUGAUGAGAAACUGCAAGUACCAACCGAUUUUCUGAAGCAUUUCAAUGGAAAAUUACCGGGAAAGUCAACUGUUCGGGGUCCUAAUGGGAGAACUAGGACCAUAAAAAUGAAAAGAGAUGGCGAUGAUUUAUACUUCUUUAAAGGAUGGCCAGAGUUUGUAGAUGAACAUUCUUUAGAAUUCGGGGAUUUUUUAAUUUUCGAAUACAAAGGUAGUUCAAAAUUUAAAGUGAAGAUUUAUGGCCAAACUGGCAUCGAAAAGGAUCUGCGUGCUUACAGUGCUGAACCAAGUCUGGAAGUGAAAGAACAUGGCACCGACGAAGAAGCUGCAUAUGAAGGUGGUUACCAUGUACAAAGAAAAUCUGCUAUGGAAGUUGAAAGAAUAGGUAGAUCUAGAGCUCGUAAACCAGCUUUACCUAUCAACACCAAUCAUCCAUAUUUCAUUUCUACUUGGCCAAAAUCCACAACAUGUUAUCCGAGGAUUCCCAGGGAUUUUGCAAGAAAGUAUGGACUGAAUACCGAGACUGGUAUAGUGCUCCGAGAUCAUGAUGGAAGGUCAUGGCCAGUAAAAUUUUCACACAAUAAAGACGGUCGUAUCAGUAUGACCAAGGGAUGGAGACAAAUUUCAGCAGGAAAUAAGUUAGCAAGAGGUGCUAAAUGUUUGUUCCAACUUAUUAGCCAAACAAAAGGUAAUCAAAUCAUGAAUGUUCGCGUCUUGGGAGGGGCUGAAAUUGACAAACGGGAUUGGGCGCUUCAGAGUAAUAGGAAACGCAUACAUCACUUAGGUUCUAAGUUGGAAGUUGGAAGUUUCAAGAGAGGGAUUACGAUGGAUUGCGUGACAGCAUCUGCAAAGGAAAGGGCUAUAAAAGAAGCUAACGGCUUUCAGUCUAAGUAUCCUGUAUGCAAAAUUAUCAUGCAUCCGACCUAUGUGGGUAAAUGGGGCGCCGUGAAUAUACCUGCUCAAUUUGCAAAGACAUACUUGGGAGAUCGAAAUCAGAUGGCUAUUCUUAGAAUUUCAGAUGGAAGAGUGUGGCAUGUCGGAUACAGAACUAGUAGCUCUUCGUCAAGUUAUAUGGCUAUCAUAUCCAAGGGAUGGAAUAAGUUCAAGGUUGACAAUCAGUUGAAGGAAGGUGAUGUUUGCCUGUUUGAGCUAGUCGAUAGGGACAAUCUGGAGAUGCAUGUCACUAUUUGUCAAGUCACUCCAAAUGUUAACUAGCUAAAAUACGCAAACACCUCUUUCGUUUUGUCGGGUUUACUUAUUAGUGUGAAGUGGAUUUUAUUGCAAAUGUGAUGGGUAAAUUUAAAUUAAAUAUUCCGUAAUUUCCGUUUA
This is a messenger RNA of Papaver somniferum (opium poppy), 1582 nucleotides long. RefSeq names its product putative B3 domain-containing protein Os03g0621600. Bases 161 to 1468 code for a protein of 435 amino acids. The transcript is spliced from 5 exons. The record is from RefSeq and is a predicted model, not a curated record. Lineage: Eukaryota; Viridiplantae; Streptophyta; Magnoliopsida; Ranunculales; Papaveraceae. Gene Ontology annotation, molecular function: DNA binding.